AUGGCGAACGAAGCAGCCCCUCCGGCCAUCAACGACUUGAGCCUCGCCGAAAAGGUUCCCGAGACCAAAGCUGUUGGCCAAAUCGUGACUCCUUUCGAUGUUUCCGGUGGUGUCGAUGAGUCCGGGAAGCUCCUGCCCGUCGACUAUGAGAAGCUCACUCGCGAGUUCGGCGCCACACCCAUCAAUGCUGCGUUAUUGGAGCGCUUUGAGAAGGUUACCGGACACCGGCCACACCGUUUCAUGCGUCGCGGUAUUGUCUUCAGUCACCGUGACUUGGCCAAGAUUCUGGAUCGCCAUGAGAAGGGGGAGCCUUUCUUCCUCUACACUGGCCGUGGACCCAGCAGUGACAGCAUGCACGUGGGACACACUGUGCCAUUCGAGUUCACCAAGUGGCUCCAGGAUGUCUUCGACUGCCCUCUAGUGAUCAUGAUGACCGACGACGAAAAGUACAUGCACUCCCAGAAGAUCGAUAUUGAGGACUCCAAGAGAUACACAAAGGCGAACGCCAAGGACAUCAUUGCUGUUGGAUUCGACAUGAAGAAGACUUUCAUUUUCAGCGACUUCGAGUUUAUUGGCGGCGCUUUCUACGAGAACAUGUGCAGGAUGGCCAAGAGAAUCACCAUCAACCAGGUCAAGGGCACAUUCGGCUUCAAUGACAGCAACAACAUUGGCGAGUUCCACUUCUGUGCGACUCAGUCUGCCUCAGCGUUCGCUACCAGCUUCCCUCACAUCUUCGGCACCGAUACCAAGAAGGUCGCUUCCAUUCCGUGUUUGAUUCCCUGCGCCAUUGACCAGGAUCCUUACUUCCGUCAAUGCCGCGAACACGCCGAGAAGAUGAAGUUCAAGAAGCCCUCUUUGAUUCACUCAAUUUUCCUUCCCGCACUCCAGGGUCCUGGAUCUAAGAUGUCUGCCAGUAUCGACAGCUCUGCCAUCUUCAUGAGCGACACUCCGAACAAGAUCAAGAACAAGAUUAACAAGCACGCUUUCUCCGGUGGUCAGGAUACUGCCGAGAAGCAGCGCGAGCUUGGUGGAAACAGCAAGGUCGACGUUCCCUUCCAGUACUUGACCUUCUUCCUCGAAGACGAUGAGGCACUGGAGAAGAUCCGCAGCGAAUACGAGAGUGGCCAGAUGAUGACGGGUGAGAUCAAGCAAAAGUGUAUUGCCCAGCUUCAGGAGUACGUCCAAGGAUUCCAGGACCGUCGGGCCCAGGUCACCGAUGAGAUCAUGGCCGAGUACAUGCGCCCUCGUCCUUUGGAGUGGAAGGGUAACCCUAGCCCAAUCGUGGUUGAGAAGGCCAAGAAAUAA
This is a messenger RNA of Penicillium antarcticum, 1305 nucleotides long. Its product is annotated as tryptophan--tRNA ligase WRS1. The transcript is spliced from 2 exons. Gene Ontology annotation, cellular component: cytoplasm. Lineage: Eukaryota; Fungi; Ascomycota; Eurotiomycetes; Eurotiales; Aspergillaceae. Gene Ontology annotation, molecular function: tryptophan-tRNA ligase activity; ATP binding. The coding region runs from base 1 to 1305 and encodes 434 amino acids. Gene Ontology annotation, biological process: tryptophanyl-tRNA aminoacylation. The record is from RefSeq and is a predicted model, not a curated record.